AUGAAAAAGCAGAGACGCGUCGCUGUGCUUCGCACACGGGGCUUAGCGUGCGAGGCGGAGGAAACCAACCCUGCUGCUCCGCUCAGCCGGAACCCCUGCCCGCUCCCGGGCGACCGCAACCUGAACACUGCCCCUUGGACCCUCCCCAACACAGAAAGGGUCGUACACCUGGAACCGGUCACUGAGAGCCUGAGGGCAGGCGGCAAAGCCAAAAAGCCCAGAGAGACUUUGCCUGAAGAAGAGGAAAUUAACAGUAACAAUCAGAAAGCUACGGCGUGCAGGAAGGAUUAUAAUGGCAAAACAACUGAAACCUGUGCCUUUCCCCUGGGCAGAGGCCGGUCUUGGCGCUUGCAGGAUGCCUCGCUCAGCCGAGCGGCGCCAAGUGGGGACGCGCCACCGCUCAGGGAAGGGACACGGCUCAGCGAGGAGGCUGUGGAUUCUGAAUCAAAGUACAGGUUCGUAGGAAGCUCUCUUCAGCCACCAGAUAAAACACUUCCUGCAGCCUUUGCUUCUAAAGAACCCAAGAAGUUGGCGGCUGUUGCUGGUGACGGGCUAUCACCUCUCCCCAACAACCAAGCUGUGGUGUCGGCCCUGAAAACCCUUCAAGAAAAGAUCCGCCGCCUCGAGCUGGAGAGGUCGCAGGCAGAGGAUAAUCUGUGCAGCCUCUCUGCAGAAGCUGCUCGGUAUAAGAAGGCCUUAGAGCAGGAAUCCUACAAAAAGGACAUCUCACAUCAAGAACUGAUGCAACAGAGGAAAGAUGUAAGUGUGCAGUUAAAUGCAGCACAAUCCCGCUGCUCCCUGCUGGAGAAACAGCUGGAUUACAUGAAGAAAAUGGUUUCCAGUGCAGAGAUGGAGAAAAAAUUGGUUUUAGAACAGCAGACCAAGCUUCAGAAGGAGAAAAAUCAGAACCGGGUGGAGUUGCAUGCGAAACUUGAAAAGCUUGAAGUGCUAGAAAAGCAGUGUCUUAAAUUUACUGCUACUCAGAGGAUUGCAGAGGACAAGAUCAAACACUUAGAAGAAAAGCUUUGUAAAGAGGAACAUCAGCGCAAGCUAAUGCAAGACAAAGCUGCUCAGCUUCAAGCUGGAUUUGAGGUAAAUAGAAUGUUGUUGUCCUUGGUUUCGUCUCAAAAUGAACCCAAAAAGGAAAGGAGAAAGAAGAAAACCAAGAAGAAGAAAAGUCCUGCUGGGAAGAAAAUGUGUCUCCGACAAUUUCAUGUUAGGGCUGGUGUGCUACCUUUCGUGGCUGGGAAGCAUCGCAACCCUCGUUUCUCAUCACGAGGCGAAGAGGGAGCUGCAACUGGAAUUUCAAGACAAACUGUUGCUUCAAAGUCUGUAUCUUCUUGUUCCACGUCAUCUACUGUCACCAGAAAUCUUUCUGACAUUCUGUUGGCCAUAGAAGAUGAGCUGGGCCAAAUGAGCUUUGAGCAUAAAGAACUCUCAAAGCAGAUACAGGAAACUCACAACUCUGAAGUUUGCGAAGACUUAGAACGGCAACUGGAUUGCCUUGUAAAAAAAAUGGAGAUUAAAGGCGAGCAAAUAUCCAAACUAAAAAAGCAUCAGACUAGUGUCCAAAAAAUAAAGCAGAAAAUGCAAAAAAUGAAGCAAGAGGCAGCACACAUCAAACUAAAAUGUGGUGACCAAAAGGAAACAAAGGAAAGUCAAGUUGCUAUAGGAGAAAGUAAGUCUAAGGCUUGCCCUGGGCAGAAAAGCAAGAGCUCUCUUCAGCUCUUAAAAAACGUGCAGAAACUGCAGUCUACACUGAAAAGAGAUGAUAUCAUGUGGGAGCGAUAA
This is a messenger RNA of Tinamus guttatus (white-throated tinamou), 1791 nucleotides long. NCBI's taxonomy places the organism in Eukaryota, Metazoa, Chordata, Aves, Tinamiformes, Tinamidae. The record is from RefSeq and is a predicted model, not a curated record.